UCCACCCGGCUCGUGGGUUUUGUUCACACCCGCAGGUUUCCUCCUCUCGCCCGCCCAGGCCCCCCAGGGGGCACUCGCCUACCUACCCACACGCCAACUCACUACCCGCGUCGGGAACCCGAGCACCGCCCUCGCACUCGUAACGGCUCGGCAAAACCCGGCCCCGGAGACGAAUUCCCCAAACAUCGCCCCCCACCCCCCAAAACCAUCACCUCCCGUUUCUAUCCAAUUCCACAUGGACACCGCAAGGUAGCGCUCGGAUGGCGGCGGGCGGGGCGGGAGGGAGGAGCAUGCUGGCGGCGGCGCGGGAGGAGCCGGGGGCCGCGGCGGGAGGCGUGGCGGGCGCGGAGGCGGCGGCGGCCCAGGUGGUGCGGCGCGUGCGGCCCACGGAGGCCUCCGAGCGGCGCCGCGCGGAGGUCGUCGACUACGCGCGGAGGCUCGUCGGUGCCGCGCUCGGCUGCGAGGUCUUCGCAUAUGGUUCGGUUCCACUGAAGACUUACCUUCCUGAUGGGGAUGUUGAUCUAACAGUACUUGGAAAUACAUCUUAUGGUAGUACUUUGAUCAAUGAUGUUUACUGUGUCCUUGAAUCAGAGGAGCAGAAUAGUGAUGCUGAAUUCGAAGUGAAGGACUUGGAUUUAAUCGAUGCUGAGGUCAGGCUCAUUAAAUGCACUGUUGACAAUAUUGUAGUUGAUAUCUCAUUCAACCAAACCGGCGGGAUCUGCGCACUCUGCUUCCUCGAGCUGGUUGAUCGUAAAGUUGGAAAAAACCAUUUAUUUAAAAGGAGCAUUAUAUUAAUCAAGGCAUGGUGCUAUUAUGAAAGUCGCCUGCUCGGAGCUCAUCAUGGAUUAAUAUCUACUUACGCACUGGAAAUGCUUAUCCUUUACAUAUUCAAUUUAUUCCACAAAACUCUCCAUGGCCCUCUGGAGGUUCUGUAUAGGUUUCUGGAAUAUUUUAGUAAGUUUGACUGGGACAACUAUUGCAUAAGUUUAAAUGGCCCUGUUGCUUUGUCAUCUUUGCCAAACUUAAUUGUUGAAGCUACAGUUACACAUGCUGAUGAAUUAUUGUUUGACAAAGAGUUCCUCAAAUGUUCAGUGGAUAAAGCAUUUGUACCUCAGAGAGAUUCCGAUGCAUGUUAUACCAGAUUUCGUCCGAAACAUCUAAACAUAAUUGAUCCUCUGAAGGAGUACAACAAUCUUGGCAGAAGUGUCAACAGAGCUAGCUUUCAUCGUAUUCGAACUGCUUUCUCAUAUGGCUCUCGAAAGCUUGGUCAGAUUCUCACAUUACCAUCAGAACUUGUUUCUAAUGAGAUUUACGGAUUUUUCAAAAACACUUUAGGAAGGAUUGAAAGAGGAGCAAGACCAGACAUUGGCAGUAAUGGUGCUCUUUUGGAAGAUAUAUCAAGUAUGAAAAUUUCCUUCAAGAAGGAAGAUGAGAACAGAACUGCUCAUCAUCUUUCAAUGAGCUUGGGUAAUAACAAUUCAUAUGUUAGAAUAAAUGGAUUUACACACUUGGGAAAUUGUUUCCAAGGGGGUAACAACGUUGCAUCAAAAACUUAUUUAAGUACAGGAUCAUCUCAUUUCGUCCAUCAUGCACCAGAACAAUACUCUUCUUUUUACCAAGAGGAUGGAAAUGCUGGCAGUGAAGAGUGUUAUGUGGACCAUGAAAUGGAGCAGGUAUCUCACUGUUCCGCUAAAGCCUUCCAUGUAGAUGACAGAUCAUCGAUACAGUCACAAGUUCAUCUGAACAACCCACAUACAUGGAACUCUGCUGGUGGUGAUACUUUGGUACUUACCAAUGACAAGAAAAAUUGGAGUGCUGUACAUGUGGAAAAACGGCAUCUUCCUCCCUUGUCAUUGAGCUUGCCAGAUCUAUCAGGGGAUCUGGAUUUACAGUUUAGAUCCCUGCGUCAAGUUCAGUACCACCUAGAAUACUUGUUUGAUGGGUUUUUGCAGUGUGUUGAAGAAGCAUUUUCUAAUGAUAAGGUUCACAAGAACUCUUUUCACGUUCCUGUGGUUAGCAGCUUGUUGAAUUUGGACACUGCAUUACCAGGGUUACUGUUGCCUUCAUCUACUAAAAAUAAUGGAAGGAAACCAUCUCCUGUUUCUUGUACUCAUAACACAGAAGAUGUUUCCCAGUAUUCACAAGAUAAAUAUCCGUGGGAUGUGGCUUGCCAGCAAAACAUCUCAUUGCACUCUGGAGCAGAUGUUCCGUCCAAUGGACUCUCGCCAUCUUCUUCUUAUGCUGAUUCAGAUAUUUCUUCUGUUUCGUGGUGUCAUAGCUCUGAAGAUAUACCUGAGAAGAAUGGAACAGACACGUACGUCACCACAAAGAAAUAUGAUAUGUUCAAGGAGCGCUUGGCAUCUUCUAGAGAGAAUAUAAAGAUAUUGACAAAUCGACCAGUGAAGAUUAAAAGCAACCAGGCCUCGGCUCUAGGAGGAAGUUUUGUCUCUUACAAGGAGAAAGUUGCUCUAAACAGUAGAACUAGGGAAAUAAUAAUAGGUCAACCGUUAAAGGUUUGGGACAGUCCACAUGGAUACAUUCACUCAGAUAAGAAGACUGUUGAAAAGCAAAGUUGUGAUACUGGAAACGAAUUUGUCAGACAUGACAAUGAAGCAAGACAAAUACCAAAGUACCAGCGGGAUGUUUGGUUGAACAAGAACAUGUUGUAUAGGCAAUGUUACGACACUGGCAUGGAGUUUGCACGACCUCCCAGUCCACAGAAGCAGAUGCCAAAAUAUCAACCAUGUAACGGUCAAAAUGCUCCCAAUGAGUGUUUUAGCACUAGUAGAAGCAAUAACUUGUCCAGAAAGCAGAGCUACAACACUAGAAAAGAGUAUCAGAUACUUGACUGGCCAACAAAACAAAUACCAAUUACUCAACCAUUGAAGCUUCAAAACAAACGGCGUGACCAGGUUUGCUCAAAGAAGAAUUCAGCUGAAAAACAAAAUUCUGAUAAUCACAAGGAACAUUUCUCUUUUGUAAGAGGCGCAGAGCACAUACCAUGUAGCCAUGCAGUGAGCACUCUUGAUGGUUUAGAAACGGAGGUUUACUCAGACAAACAUGUUGAUAAUGGAUGUCAGGUAAGGCCAUUGUUGCCAGAGGUGCCACUUUCUUGCCAAAGCAUCAAUAGCCAAGAGAAGCCUCCAUUAUCUGAGGUUUACUCAGACAAGCAUGUUGAUAAUGGAGGCCAGGUAAGGUCAUUGUUGCCAGAAGUGCCACUUUCUCUUCAUAGCAUCAAUAGCCGAGAGAAGCUUCCAGUAUCUGAGGUUUACUCAGGCAAACAUGCUGAUAAUGGAGGUCAGAUAAGGCCAUUGUUGCCAGAGGUGCCUCUUUCUCGUCAUAGCAUCAAUAGCCAAGAGAAGCCUCCAGUAUCUAAUACUUCACAACCAUCCUUCCCUGUUGCAAAUGGUCUACCGGUGGAGAAUAUUGAGUUUGGAUCUUUGGGGCCUUUUGCUGUGACCUUUUUCUCAUCGAAGUCGGACGAAGCCACUACCACACAUUCUGCCAGUAAGGAGCUUACAAAUGUCUCUGCCUCGGUGUUACAGCGGUCUAGAGCUGGUGCAACGGAAAACAGGUCACCAGGAUUUUGCAAAGUGGGAGAUCAAGAUGAAUUCCCACCUCUUAAUGCUGGGAUCCAGUGAGACUUUGACGUACAUACAGAUGAGACAACUGAUCAUAGAGUUAGGGAGCGAAAGGAGCUGACCAGUUGAGCUUUGUGCAGAAUUUUGUUGGGAGCACAGAUAUGAGAAGUAAUGGAAUAGUAUAUCCUACCGUGUAAAAUUUUAAUUGAUACCUUCUCUUAUUUUUUCUUUUUCUUUUAACUUUUGUGUCUAUAGUUAUACCGAAGAAGGCUUUUAGGAGUAAUUAUUAUAACUUACCAAGGAGAAAAAUCAGGUAAAAAUACUUAGGUUUAUAUUA
Molecule: messenger RNA, 3918 nt
Organism: Phragmites australis (common reed)
Lineage: Eukaryota; Viridiplantae; Streptophyta; Magnoliopsida; Poales; Poaceae
Exons: 9
Coding region: 261-3641 (1126 amino acids)
Source: RefSeq, a predicted model, not a curated record